Messenger RNA from Esox lucius (northern pike), 1345 nucleotides. It is a transcript of the gene cplx4b, whose product is annotated as complexin 4b. The transcript has 3 exons. Gene Ontology annotation, cellular component: SNARE complex; terminal bouton. The record is from RefSeq and is a predicted model, not a curated record. NCBI's taxonomy places the organism in Eukaryota, Metazoa, Chordata, Actinopteri, Esociformes, Esocidae. Bases 204 to 584 code for a protein of 126 amino acids. Gene Ontology annotation, biological process: neurotransmitter transport; regulation of neurotransmitter secretion; synaptic vesicle exocytosis. Gene Ontology annotation, molecular function: syntaxin binding.
CGCUGACCAAUCCAAUCUAGGGACUCAGGGACCAAAACCAAAAAACUAAAGUACUCCCUGCAAAUCCCCAGGUAGCCUAUUCACUCUGUUAAGGCUGAUGGUGAGCGGUUGACAAGCUUGGAGAAGCACUAUCGAAGUACAGCACUGAUCCCUCCAGACCUCUCCUGUCAUCCACUACCACAGGAACAGGAGAUACCCACACCAUGGCCACCGAGGGGAUGUCCAGAGAAGAGGCAGAGGAGUACCAGAAACAGCUGGUGGAGGAAAAGAUGGAGAGGGACUCAGAAUUCUUGGUAAAGAAGGCUGAGAGGGCCACACUUAGAACAUGCUUAAGAGACAAAUACAGACUACCAAAGAGUGAACAGGAUGCAAACCUAAUGGAGUUGGCAGGAGACGACAUUGACGUGCCUGAAGAACUCCUUAAGAUGGUCGAUGACGAUGCCACAGAGGAGGAAGAGAAGGACUCUAUCUUGGGUCAGAUACAGAACCUCCAGAACAUGGAUAUGGACCAGAUCAAGGAGAAAGCCUCAGCCACCAUGGUUGAGAUUAAAUCUAAAGCAGAAGAGAAAUGCUCUGUCAUGUGAUUGAAGAAACAUUGGUCUUGUUUAUCUGAAAAUUACUUCCUAAGAACCAAGUUUGAACAAGGUGUUGACUUCAAGGUUGAACUUCCCUUAAGGUUUCUAAUCUAGACUGUGGACUUGGACUGAUCCGAAACAUGUUCAGUAGGUCUACUACACAAAGUCUAAAUUUAACCAGUCUUAGGUUAAUCUGUCAACAGAGAAUUCUCUCCUGGAGAGAUGACUCUUAAUCUGUCUUAUUUAGAAGGCUGUGGGGAGGCCCAGAAUAUCAUCAAAGAGUUGGGAGAAGGAGAAUUUAUGCUGUUGAGAUUAAUACGUUUUUCUGUUCUGUUAAAAACAGUAAACCCGUUGUCUUCUUUGAAAGAAGGUACAAAUGCGAGUGCAAACAGCAUCAUGGUAUAAUGGUUCUAGAUGGUCUGUAUUUUGUUAUUUAAAACUGUUACAACUGGAUUUUGUAUUUGACACUUUUAAUAAAUGCAGUCAUAUUUCAUAAAAACCCCAUGAAAAACAAUCCAUGCCCAAAACCAUGCUGUAUGUAAUAAGACAAGGCAAGUCAAAGCUCAGUAAUACACAUUUUAUCAGCACACUUCAACUCUACCAUCUCCAUCAUAAAGUGGAGAUAAUCGUAUAACCAAAGUCAGCUGCAGAAGAUUCCAGAGGCCUUCAAGCCACCAUCUGAAGACGUAAAGACUAGAUACUUCAUUCCCCCUUUGUUGUCUGUAUACUGCAAUUAUAAUGUGCACAAGUCUAAUAAAUUAUUAAAAGCA